Molecule: messenger RNA, 1464 nt
Organism: Amphiprion ocellaris (clown anemonefish)
Lineage: Eukaryota; Metazoa; Chordata; Actinopteri; Pomacentridae
Gene: guk1b
Product: guanylate kinase 1b
Exons: 9
Coding region: 159-875 (238 amino acids)
Biological process (GO): purine nucleotide metabolic process
Cellular component (GO): cytosol
Molecular function (GO): GMP kinase activity
Source: RefSeq, a predicted model, not a curated record
CCGUGUUAAAAACAAAGGCAGAAUGCAGCCGUGUGAUUGGCCGGCGAGCUGAGAGGAGGUGCAGGUAAUUCAGACUGACAGAAUCAGAGUCGCUGGACAGAAUCCAUUCAGGAGCUCCACUGAAGAAUCACCUGUUUAUCCGACGUCUCUGUAGAACCAUGUCAGGACCGAGGCCCGUGGUGCUGAGUGGACCCUCCGGUGCCGGGAAGAGCACCCUGAUGAAGAGGCUGAUGAAGGAUCACGAAGGCGUCUUUGGCUUCAGCGUGUCCCAUACGACCAGAAACCCUCGACCAGGAGAGGAAGAUGGCAAAGGGCUGAACAAGCUCCCCAUGCUUCUGGGGGCUACGUUACUGCCCGUAGCAGAUGUGCUUUCCUCUGAAGACUUAGAAAUGUCGAGCUCAUUUUCGUGUCCAAACGAAUCCGAGCCCACAGACGAAGAUUACCACUUUACGACGAGGGAGGUCAUGCAGGAAGGCAUCGACAACGGAGAGUUCAUUGAGACCGCAGAGUUUUCUGGCAACUUCUACGGAACCAGUAAAGCCGCCAUAGAAGACGUUCGGGCCAAGAACCUGAUCUGCAUCCUGGAUGUGGACAUUCAAGGGGUGAGAAGGAUUAAAGAGACCGACCUGAACCCCAUCUACAUCUCCAUCCAGCCCCCAUCCAUGGAGAUCCUGGAAAAGCGUCUGAGGGACCGGCAGACGGAAACAGAGGAGAGUUUACAGAAGCGUCUGGAGGUGGCUCGGAUCGACAUGGAGCUCAGUAAGGAGCCCGGAGUGUUCGACGUCGUCAUCAUCAACGAUGACUUAGAGAGGGCGUACGAGGAGCUGAAAGAAAUCCUCAAUGAAGAAAUUCAGAAAGUUCAGGCCAAAUCAUAGAAAGAAAAGCCAGACUUUGUGCUGCUGGACAGAAGAACUGAAGUUUGUGAUUCUGAGAAACACCAGAAAUAAACCGACCUUCUGGAGAAAAGUUUGUUUUUCCUUCAACCUUCAGAGGUUUGCUCAGCACAGUUCUGGUGACAGAUAGGAAUGAAGGGUUGAAGUGUUUUUGUUCCUGAACAAGGGUUUGUGUUAGAUUUAGUGAAAUCAGUGGUGAUCUUUAAAUCUGCCAAAUCCAGCUGCUUCUGGUCUUUAGAGGCUCAGAUUUGGAGCUGGACGCAGGAUGAGCACAAAAUAAUCAGUAACUGUUGUGUUUGGUGUUUAGUUCAACUCUAUUUAAGCAGAAAUAAAUGUACUCAUAGUUAGGUGUGUUAGCAGAAACUACACUGAUUAUAUUUAGGAUUAAAUCUGUUUAAAAAUGGGCUGCAUAUGAUUCAGAGAUGAAGGAUUUCUGUGUAAAAUCACAUCAUAUAUUCAGUUUAAAACAUUUAUGUCACAUUUAUGCACGUUUGUAUACAAAUGAGACAGAAUAAGAGAAGAAAUUAACACUUCUUUGACAUUUAAUAAAUAUUUCUUUCACUCUUCACAA